AGAAAGCCUGUCCUGUUGCGUUAGAAUAUGGUUCCUUUUUUCAAACCAACCCUUUCAUUUCACUUCCCUCUUCUGUUUUAUUUAGCACAAAAAAAAAGAACAUCAUCAGAUCGACGACUUGCCGUCGAUUCAACACAUUCGGCUCACAUUUUCGCCAUUGCUGAUGUCCCACUUCCUUUUAUAGGCUCAACCCCCAUGAGUACACGCGCAUAUCAAGACGCAUUUCCGUGCAGCAUCUGUUAAAUGCUAAGUGCAAAAUCCGCAGACUGUUAAGUGCAAAAGCACGUAAGCACAUGAUAUCUUUUGGCAUUGCAUGUUGAUGCCAAAUAAUGCUUGAUUUGAAGUUCCCAUAGAUUUGUGGAUCAAGAUUUUACCUCAUAUAGUGUUGCAUUUGGUUGAGUUCUCGCAAUGAGAUUAGGAAAACUGCUUCCAUCUAAAAGGUUUGAACUGUAAGCGUGGCUGUGCAUAGUCUAUGACGAAUUCAGGUAUUUUGCAAAAUGAGUUGGAGGACUCAUCUCCAGGACAGAGUUUGGAUGGAAGUUUCAGGAAGUCAAGCUCUGUUAUCUCUGCCCGUAGUCUGUCUAGCAUUUCUACUUCAAGCAAGUUUAUUCCUACUUCAAGAAGAUUGCACAAGGCAUUAAGAGACUAUGCAAGGAAACUGGUCGAUUUUGAUUUAUUCAAACAAGGUCUUGAAGAUUGGGUUUCAGAAAAUUUGCAUGCAGGUUCAACCAAUGACCAGUCUUUCAGGUCUCCCUUUGCAAUUGAUGAACUGCGCAAGCUUGAUUUAGCUUUGGAGGGUGUCCUAUUUCAGCAACUAUGCCGCAUGCCAUGCUCAACUUAUGCUGCAAAUGAUUCGAGAGAAGAAGAGUAUUUUGCGAUGGAAGAUUUUCUCCAUGCUGUUGCUAAUGGUCUAUGGCGCACAUUUUGGUGCAAAAGUGGGCCAAUGCCCUUCUUCUUAUCUUGCCCGUAUCGUCCUGGAUCAAAGUUUUAUACUGUGCAGAAGGCAAUAUCAAGGGGAAAGCUUGAGGAGCUUCGUGGUUUAGCUUUGAUUACAAAAAGUGGAAGGGAUUUACAGGUUCAUUGGGGUCAAGUGAUGGAGCUUGCCUUAUUUAGACCAGAUAUAUUGUCAGAUAACGAAUUAAAGUUAUCUGCCAGCUGCAUAUGCGAAGCCCUCUUUUAUGGCAUUCAUAUUCUUAUUGCUAGGAGUUUGAGCAAGCUCAAUACAGUUGGCAGCGAUUCUGUUUUCCUUUUGGUUUUUGAUUCUAAAUUUGGUGGUGUAGUGAAGCUUGGCGGGGAUCUUAGUAGACUGGAACUGAAGUCAACUAAUCUGUAUCAAUCUGUGAUUGAGUGGAUCAGAUAUCAUGCUGAAGUUGGAGUUUCCUCUGUUGAACGGGUGUGGAAUAAGCUAGGCAAUGCAAACUGGGGGGACCUAGGAACUCUGCAAGUUCUUCUGGCAACUUUCUAUUCCAUUGUCCAGUGGAAUGGACCACCAAGAAAAUCAAUAGCCUCGUUGGCCUCAGAUCAUAGCCUUCGUCUUCAAAAACGUAGGAUAGAGUGCUGCCUUGGUGAAAAUGAAAAUGCACUGGUACCUUUCCAGCAGCCGUUGGACCAAGGAGAGAUUGUAGAACUUAACCAAAGUGAUGAUUCUUCUGGAAAGCAUACAGCACGUUUGAUGCUUAGGCAGGGCGAAAUAUUGCUAUUGGAUGAUCAGCAGCAGGGGCAUAAGAGUUUUCAAAUUCAAGAUUCUUUCAUUGGAGGGAACUACUUUCUCUACUCUGCUGUCUAUCUAGAUUAUCCAACAGAAUUAUUGAAUUUAUAUGUGGGUGCCCACCCGUGUAGGCUAGAGCCAUCUUGGGAAGAUAUGAGCUUGUGGUACCAAGUACAGAGGCAAACAAAAGUACUCAACAUCUUGAAGCAGCAAGGCAUCACAAGCAAAUAUUUGCCAGAAAUCGUUGCCUCAGGCAGAAUUUUGCAUUCUGGUCCAUGUACAAAGCAGAGCCCCAGUGGGCGUUGUGAUCACCCAUGGUGUGGAACCCCAAUCCUUGUAACAUCUCCUGUUGGGGAUCAACUCUCCUUCAUUAUUGCUCACAAUGGUUCAUUUUCAUUGGAGGAAGCAGUUCGCUGCUGUCGAGACUGCCUAGCAGCUCUCCGAAGUGCAGCAAUGGCUGGUGUUCAACAUGGUGAUAUUUGUCCUGAGAACAUAAUACGUGUCACUGAUCCCCAAGAGCCAAGAAAUAGACUCUUGUAUGUACCAGUUUCCUGGGGACGUGCAGUUCUGGAAGACAGAGACAGUCCAGGAAUAAAUCUACAGUUCUCUUCAUCACAUGCACUUCAGCAUGGGAAGCUUUGUCCAUCAUCUGAUGCUGAAAGCCUUAUUUACCUCCUGUUUUUUGUUUGUGGAGGUACCAUGCAGCAGCAGGAUUCUAUUGAAUCUGCCUUGCAAUGGAGGGAAAGAAGCUGGGCAAAGCGUUUGAUUCAGCAGCAACUUGGUGAGGUUUCAGCUCUAUUAAAGGCAUUUGCUGAUUAUAUUGAUAGCCUUUGUGGUACCCCUUACCCAGUUGACUAUGACAUUUGGUUAAAAAGGUUAAAUAGGGCUGUGGAUGGCUUAUCAGAUAAAGGUAAAACGGUUGAAGAAUUAGCAAUAACACUAAGAUUAGAGGAUGUUGCAGAGUCUUCAGGAACUUCUAGAACUGUCAUUUAAUUAUCCUGCUGAAAGGGUUUGCUGUCGUUUUGUAACUAUAUCUGGCCACUUGGGCGAUUUUGGCUAAUUUAUUUUAUUUUAUUUUUUCUGGUGCUUCCGAUUCUGGCCAUAUUUGAAUACGAUGCAAUACAAAUGUAUCUUUAUUGUAAUUGACUUGUUCAGCACAUGUCUACUAAACUUUCCUCCCAUUUCAA
Ricinus communis (castor bean) is the source of this 2895-nucleotide messenger RNA. RefSeq lists its product as uncharacterized. The coding region runs from base 473 to 2701 and encodes 742 amino acids. The record is from RefSeq and is a predicted model, not a curated record. The transcript has 6 exons. NCBI's taxonomy places the organism in Eukaryota, Viridiplantae, Streptophyta, Magnoliopsida, Malpighiales, Euphorbiaceae.